AUGCACGCCGCCCUCCUCUUUUCGUCGCUCUCCCUCCUGGCCAUUUCGGCCGUGACGGGUCUGCAGGUCACGUUUCCCACGUCGUCCGACUACUGGGUGGCGUGCGGAUGGAACGUGCUGCGCUGGACGAGCGACGCAAACGACCCGCCCAUCUUUUCCGUCUCGAUCCAGGCGCAGAACAAGACGGCCAUCAACGACGAUGAGCUCGCGGCCAACUCGUUGAACACCAAGCAGGGCGCCGCAGAGGUCUUUGUACCCUGCAUCGCCCCCACCGACAACAUCAUGGUCCAUCUCGUCAACGCUAGCCACUACGACCACAAGAACGGCCUGCUAGCCAGCUCCGAAAGCACCUCGAUCAAGGCAAACGGCACCACACCAGCGCCCAACUCGCACCAGACAAAGAUCUCCUCGAGGCCCGACCCUAACUUCGCCGCCGCUUCCACAAACACCUCCCUCUCGGCUCCCUCCACCUCGUCCUCGUCGUCGUCCUCGAGCAACGCCGCGACCGGUCAGACCGCUGCCAACGCUGGUGCCACCGCCGCCGGCCCCACUUCCGCCAAGCCAGGAUCCAACGACCCCGCCACCGGCUCGCUCCCCAACUCCACGGGCGACAAGAAGAACAACGCUGCCGCAUCCGGCCUCGGCAUGUCAAGGGCCAGCAUCGCUGCUGCCGUCGUCGCUGCCGUGCUCGGUGGCUGGACUCUGGUUUGA
Messenger RNA from Pseudozyma flocculosa PF-1, 711 nucleotides. RefSeq lists its product as uncharacterized. The transcript has 4 exons. The record is from RefSeq and is a predicted model, not a curated record. Bases 1 to 711 code for a protein of 236 amino acids. Lineage: Eukaryota; Fungi; Basidiomycota; Ustilaginomycetes; Ustilaginales; Ustilaginaceae.